UUAUUAUUUACACCACUUGGUUUUCACACAGUUAUUCCACACACACUCAAACCCUAACCAAUCAAAUUUUAACUUAAACAACAAUGAAUUGAAGAUACUUCUUUUUCCAACAUAAACCUUAAUUCCCAUACAUCUUUGAACUGCCAUGAGCUCCAGACCACUAAAUUUGAACCAAAAACAUCAUAACAAAUACACCAAAGAGGAAAAUGCAAUGGAAGAUUCAGAAACAGACAGUAAGGAGUCAGAUGCAGGUGGAUCAGGUGGAGAGGAAAAGUCUUGGAUUUCAUGGUUUUGUAGACUACGUGGAAAUGAGUUUUUAUGUGAAGUUGAUGAGGAUUAUAUCCAAGAUGACUUUAAUCUAUGUGGUUUGAGCAAGCUAGUGCCAGAUUAUGAUAAUGCACUUGACUUGAUAUUGGAUAUCGAGUCCUCUGAUGAUGAUAAAGUUUCAGAGAAACAAGUUGAAGAUAUUGAGUCAGCGGCAGAGAUGCUUUAUGGUCUAAUACAUGCAAGAUUCAUCUUGACAACUAACGGAUUGGGUGCCAUGCUCAAGAAGUACAAACUCUCGGAAUUUGGUUAUUGCCCAAGGACCUACUGCUGUGCUGAGUGUUGUCUUCCUAUUGGCCAAUCGGAUCAUUGUGGUCAAAGCAAUGUAAAACUUUACUGUCCCAGAUGUCACGAUAUUUAUAACCCUGGAUCCAAGUUUCAAGACAAGCUUGAUGGAGCGUAUUUUGGAUCAACGUUCCCUCACCUGUUCCUGCUAACGUAUAAACACCUGAAACGGGAAAAUACACCGUUGGACAAUCCUAAAUAUGUUCCCAGAGUGUUUGGCUACAAAGUUCACAACCCAUGACACCAUCUCAAAUCUUCAAAGUGUCAUGUGGUCAGCUAGCUAUGUAACAUAAAAGGUUAUCACCUUGAUUUUUUUAGGUAUUUCUAUUUAGUUUUUGAACUUUUUAGCUAUUUUCUAUUUUUUGUUCCUUUUAGGAAGCUUAUACCUUGCAGUUUAUUUGGAAACAUAGGGCACAGCUCUCCUUUUUUUUACUCCGAAUUUGACACUAUAUAUUGUUGUACA
Molecule: messenger RNA, 1072 nt
Organism: Erigeron canadensis
Lineage: Eukaryota; Viridiplantae; Streptophyta; Magnoliopsida; Asterales; Asteraceae
Product: casein kinase II subunit beta-1-like
Exons: 5
Coding region: 146-850 (234 amino acids)
Cellular component (GO): cytoplasm; protein kinase CK2 complex
Molecular function (GO): protein kinase regulator activity
Source: RefSeq, a predicted model, not a curated record